Messenger RNA from Rhincodon typus (whale shark), 854 nucleotides. Its product is annotated as transcription factor HES-5-like. Gene Ontology annotation, molecular function: RNA polymerase II cis-regulatory region sequence-specific DNA binding; protein dimerization activity; DNA-binding transcription factor activity, RNA polymerase II-specific. NCBI's taxonomy places the organism in Eukaryota, Metazoa, Chordata, Chondrichthyes, Orectolobiformes, Rhincodontidae. The coding region runs from base 35 to 667 and encodes 210 amino acids. Gene Ontology annotation, cellular component: nucleus. The transcript is spliced from 4 exons. Gene Ontology annotation, biological process: regulation of neurogenesis; anterior/posterior pattern specification; regulation of transcription by RNA polymerase II. The record is from RefSeq and is a predicted model, not a curated record.
CACUACUAACUGCGGUGCAGUCUGCUCCGAAAGAAUGGCUCCUAAAACCUCUGGUGUCAUCCCAAAGGAAUAUUCCGAGGAAAAGAUCACACGAAAGGAAAAGUACAAGUUGAUGAAGCCAAUUAUAGAAAAAAAGCGCCGAGAUCGCAUCAACAGCAGCAUUGGGCAACUCAAGGCUUUAUUGAGGGAAGAAUUUCAGAAUCAGGAACCCAACAUGAAAAUGGAGAAAGCUGACAUCUUGGAGAUGACCGUGAAUUACCUGAGACUUCAUAACCAGAGAAUGUUCACAGUGACCUACAGCAAGAGCCUCGCCCAGAAUUUUAAAGAAGGCUAUUCGCGCUGUCUGCAGGAGAUUCAGCAUUUCAGCUUCUCCCCGGAGGGCAAGAAAGACAUGCAGGACAAACUUGUGAACCAUUUGCACAGGGCUCAGGAGCCGGCUAAGGGCCCGUGUUACCCGCUUCCUCCCAUGCAUCUUCCUGUCUGUCAACCGGCCAUCAAGCAAGAACUGAAAACCAGCGUUACAACGCUCUGGAGGCCCUGGAUGUGCCUUGAGUGUAUGCUUAUAUAUCAGUAUGCAGACGAGUGUCAUAGAGUGCCUUGCAUUAUAGUGAGUUUUUCAAUAUUUAGAGAUAAAUCGAUUCAAUUUUUCCUUGUGUAUCGUCGGUGACAAGUAUUUCGUUCUGUUCCGUUUCAUAAUGUUCCCUGUAUAUGACAGGAAUUCACUGUUUGUAUUAUCUCCUGCAUAUUAAUGCAAAUUCUUCCUUGGCUACUAUCUAAAUGCCCCUGCAUUGUAGCAAUCCUGAAUCUGAAUCAAGCCUCACCCUCAAUCCCAGAUUUCACUAUAUAUUGCAUUG